AUGGAUGAGAAAUGCUUUAUGUGGAGUCAUGUGAGACAUUUGAGGCCAAAGGCUAGGAGGGCAACUGCUAUUACAAAGCAAGAUAGGGAGUUCGCGGAGAACCUAGAUUAUGAAGGUAUUGACUUCCCUGUAAAGAUAAGUGAUAUUGACAAAAUUGAAAGAAGAAAUUCAAUAAGUAUAUCUGUAUUCGGUUAUAAGGGCAAAAAGCAGUUCUACCCAAUCAGGAACUCAAAGACUAAAUAUGAGGAACAUAUGGAGUUGCUGCUCCUUGGUGACAAUGAAGGUGGUAAUCAUUAUGUCCUAAUAAAGGAUGUAAAUAGAAUGCUCUUCAGUGUUAGCUGUAACUCGAACAAGAAGCACUUCUGCUUGUAUUGCCUUCAUAGUUGCACUAGUGAAGAAACACUGAAGAAACAUAGUGAGACAUGUGUUAGUGUAAAUGGGACUCAAGCCACGAAGCUUCCCAAUGCUGGUUCAAAAAUAAAGUUCGGUCAUUAUAGAAAUUCAAUGCCUGCUCCAUUUGUAAUCUAUGCUGACUUUGAGUCUAUGCUUGUUCCUGAGGAAAGGAAAGUGGAAUCAGAGGGCACUGAGGAGAAGAGUUCAACAGAGCUUUACCAGACACAUAAAGCUUGUAGUUUUGGGUUGAAGACAGUGUGUCACUAUGAUGAUCAGUACUCAGGUGAAUAUACGAGUUACGUUGGUGAAGACGCUACAGAGGUCUUUUUGAAGACAGUUCUGAAGGAGUCUAUCAGGUGCCGGAAAAUGGUGAAUAAGAUCUUCAAGAAAAAGAUGGUAAUUACACCUGAACAAGAAGCUGAGUUCUGGAUGACAAGGAACUGCUCCAUCUGUGGAUGUGACUUAGGUGAUGACAGAGUCAGGGACCAUGAUCACGUAACUGGACUGUUCCGUGGAGCUGCUCAUAAUAUGUGUAACUUGAAAUAUAGAAUUACAUGGAAACUUCCAGUGGUCUUCCAUAAUCUAAGAGGUUAUGAUAGUCAUCUGAUAAUGCAGGAGAUUGGCAAGUUCAAGAUGAACAUUAACGUUGUCCCAAAUAACAUGGAGAAAUACAUUUCCUUCUCACUUGGUAAAAGUCUAGUGUUCAUUGAUUCCAUCCAAUUCAUGGCUUCUUCUCUAGAGGCACUUGUGAAUAACCUUUCACCUGAAGACUUCAAGAUAGUCGGUACUUUGAUCUAGUACGACAAAAAGGAAUAUUUCCCUAUGAAUACUUAGAUGACAUUAGUAAACUUGACACUGAGGGACUUCCAAGUAGAGAUGAAUUCUACUCGUCUCUAUAUGAGUCUAAGGUGAAAGAAGAAGAUUACCAAAGAGCUUUAAAAGUUUGGGAUCACUUCGGAAUGAAAACGAUGAGGGACUACCACGAUCUUUAUCUAGAGACUGACGUUCUUCUUCUAGCGGAUGUCUUUGAGAAUUUCAGGAAGACUUGCCUGGAAAAUUACAAGCUUGACCCUGCUCAUUACAUCUCAGCUCCUAGUCUAAGUUGGGACGCGUUCUUUUAA
Paramuricea clavata is the source of this 1514-nucleotide messenger RNA. The record is from the annotation of a GenBank genome assembly. NCBI's taxonomy places the organism in Eukaryota, Metazoa, Cnidaria, Anthozoa, Malacalcyonacea, Plexauridae.